Messenger RNA from Racocetra persica, 367 nucleotides. The record is from the annotation of a GenBank genome assembly. NCBI's taxonomy places the organism in Eukaryota, Fungi, Glomeromycota, Glomeromycetes, Diversisporales, Gigasporaceae.
AUGGAUAGCAAUAAAAUAAACAUAGAAGAAUAUUUUGAAGAGGCAUAUCAUGGUGAUAUAGACAUAGAAAAACUAAUUAUGAAUGUUAAAAUGGUUAUACUAAGAAAAGGUUAUUUGUUUUCAAGUUUUGAUGAUGCUAACAACAUGUAUGAUAGUCAAGCUAAUGAAGGUGAUAUAUCAAGACUCUAUGAGGAAUUAUUGGCCAAGCAACAGCAAGAUCCUAGCAGAUUUAGAAAACAAUUUCAACAAAGAAAACAUAUCCUCUUAUGUUUAGCUAAAAAAUUUGCUAAAGUUACCACUAAGGGUAGGUCAAAAUCAGUUAGCCAUCAUAAAGAUAAUAUAAAUCAAUGUUUAACACAUAAUAAUG